This is a messenger RNA of Venturia canescens, 557 nucleotides long. It is a transcript of the gene ATPsynCF6, whose product is annotated as ATP synthase, coupling factor 6. The transcript has 4 exons. The coding region runs from base 126 to 434 and encodes 102 amino acids. The record is from RefSeq and is a predicted model, not a curated record. Gene Ontology annotation, molecular function: proton transmembrane transporter activity. Lineage: Eukaryota; Metazoa; Arthropoda; Insecta; Hymenoptera; Ichneumonidae. Gene Ontology annotation, biological process: proton motive force-driven ATP synthesis.
AAAAAGUAUUUAAUGUAGGGUAUUAGACACUCGAUUCAAUAGAGUCGUGACAUUGAUCAUUGGACGUCCGCCAUAUUCGUCUACAAGCAGCUGAUUGGAAUAUCCGCAACUCCCAAGAAGCAACCAUGCUGACCCCACGAUUCGUCGCCGGUGUGCCCAAGAUUGUCAAGCGUAACAUUGGAAUAGUUGCACCAGCUCUUCAGAAGGCCAGUGAUCCCAUCCAGCAAUUGUUUCUUGACAAAAUUCGGGAGUACAAAUCAAAGAGUGUUGGUGGAAAAAUGGUCGAUCCGACUCCAGAGAUUGAAAAGGAACGUAAAUCUGAACUGGAGAAGCUCGCAGCUCAUUACGGUGGUGGACAAGGUGUUGAUAUGACUUCUUUCCCCACAUUCAAAUUCGAAGAUCCUAAAGUGGUAAUCAGCGCCACCGAAAAGUGAGAUAAUUAUGGUAAAAAUAGUGUAGAAGAUAUGAAAUGACGAAACGUUGGUUUUGUGUCGAUGAUAAAAAAUACCACACUCUUCGACUGUUACUUUUAAGCUGAAUAAAAGAAAAACUCCGUA